AUGUUUUUGUUAACCUUUGCACCAUUCUUAUUGAAGGGAAUACUUGCAAUAUAUGAACCAGCAGGUAAGAAUAAUAUACAAGUUGACCCAUUACAACCAGAUAUUAAUAUAAUUGAAAAUCUUUUGUCAAUUUUUAAAGAAUGGGUAUCAAAAAAGAUGUUUCAUUACCCACCACAAGACCUAGUUCAGGUAUACAGACGCAUUUCAUUCAAUUGA
Molecule: messenger RNA, 216 nt
Organism: Dictyostelium purpureum
Lineage: Eukaryota; Evosea; Eumycetozoa; Dictyosteliales; Dictyosteliaceae
Exons: 4
Coding region: 1-216 (71 amino acids)
Source: RefSeq, a predicted model, not a curated record